Molecule: messenger RNA, 2916 nt
Organism: Lethenteron reissneri (Far Eastern brook lamprey)
Lineage: Eukaryota; Metazoa; Chordata; Hyperoartia; Petromyzontiformes; Petromyzontidae
Gene: PDCD6
Product: programmed cell death 6
Molecular function (GO): calcium ion binding
Source: RefSeq, a predicted model, not a curated record
GUCACGUGGCCACAUCCGAAAUCACUUCCCCCUUUGGACUGAGAGCUGCAACAACUAAAAUUUAACGAACGGAGCCGCUGAUUUUUUUUUAAACACAAACUCUUAAGUCUUACGCGUUGUUGUUAUUUUUUUUUCACAGAUUGUUAUUCCGUUGAUUUAUUUCGGGUUUUUUUUUUUUACAUUUAUAUAUCCAGGAUGGCUUACCAUCAACAGUACGCGCAGCCCGGUGGAGCAUAUGCGGGCGGUGUUCAAGAUCAGAAUUUCCUGUGGACCAUGUUCCAGAGAGUCGAUAAAGACCGGAGUGGAGCCAUUUCUGCGAAUGAACUUCAGCAAGCUCUGAGCAAUGGAACGUGGACCCCGUUUAACAUGCAGACGGUGCAGCUCAUGAUGGGAAUGUUCGACCGCGAACGCAAGGGCACCAUCGGCUUCGCCGAGUUUGCUGGACUCUGGAAGUACGUGACGGACUGGCAGGGCGUCUUCCGCUCCUUCGACCGCGACAACUCGGGCUUCAUCGACAAGCAGGAGCUCAAGGGGGCCCUCUCCAGCUUCGGGUACCGCUUCUCGGACCAGCUGCUGGACCUGCUGGUCUGGAGGUUCGACCGCCAGGGCCGGCAGCAGGUGGCGUUCGACGACUUCAUCCAGUGCUGCAUCGCGCUGCAGACUCUGACCGGGGCAUUCCGGAUGCACGACACGGAUCAAGACGGCUGGAUCCGGAUUUCCUACGAGCAGUUCCUGAGCAUGGUGUUCAGCAUGCGGUCCUGAAGAUCCGCAUCCGGAGUUUGUGCCACCCGACUAACUUCGCCAUACAGUUGGGAUAUAAUCAGUAGGCAUGUAACGAUGCGUCAAUUUGUCAAUGCAUUCUUUUUUACAAAAAUCAACAGGCGUGGUCAAAGGCGCCCAAAAGCCACAGCCGUCUCUCGCGAUCUUGCGAAGUUACAAUCCACCCAUCGCCUGCAUAAAUUGCCGAUUUAAUCACUCCAUCUCCUCCGCGGUGGCCACACGCCCCUUGUUCGCCGCUCCAUCGUCCACUCGAGCUGACCGCUCGGUUACGUCGUGUGGCGAAGUUGAAUUUGAACAAUCGCGAUUGGAUUGAAUGGAGACGGUUUAAUGUGGAGCAAAAAAAGCAAAAUAAUCGAUUUUUUUAUUUGCAUGUAUUAUUGGAUCGUUACCCCUUGAUCGCGGGUGGGGAGGUCGGGUGGUCGCAUCGUUACAUUCUGAAUUUCGUUUGCGAUACAAUGCCAAAAAGAUGUAACAAGCGGUUAUCAAAAGUAGCACUUGGGAAACAUAUUUGGGUAACAGACAACAACAAAAGUUGCAUUUAUAAUGAGAGCCUUGUUUAAACUUUCGUUUUGUGUUUGUUUCUUUUUUAACCGACCAUUGAUAACAUUUAUGCUUAAACUAGAUUGUGGCCAUAUCACAGCCUUAUUAUCGCACAAAAGCCAACGAUUACAAGGCUUGUGACAAGACGGGGGAAAAAAGCGCGCUUACCGACAGGAAUCAAACGCAACACACAGCAGGGUUUUCGCAGCCCCCCUCCAAUCCCGCGAUUCACGAAUAGAUUGCCGGGAGUUGGAUCCGACCUGACCAAAUCUGUGCCAUUAAACCCCCGCCCCAAGCACCCAGUGGCACGGCCGAACAGAUUUCGAUGGACACGUUGGAGCGGCGAACGAUUUGUUCAACGACUCGCCGGCGACUUGCGGCCGGUUUCGUUUCGGUUCGCUCCCUCGCUCGCUCAGCGGGAAAGCCGAAGAGCUAAUUCCCGCGACCGAGCAUCUUCAGAAAUGCAGGAAGUCAAUCUGGCUUUCUUAAUUUUAUUUGUUAAAAAUGAUUAUUCGGCUAUGUUGGGGUGGCGGGCUGUUUUAAGACACACAUGGGCAGAUCUUCACGUGACCUAACUCCCUCCAAAUGAAUGUAUAUUAAUGAAUCGGUGCCAACACACUCGAGGAGAUUUCUAGGCAGCAUAUGGUGCUCUCGUGACGGUAGAAUCGGUCCUCCCAUUAUCCCGCACCUCCGAUUAGCACGGUUGGUCGCGUACGGUGCGAAAAGAGUUCAACAUACACACGUGCCUUACAUGUCACGUGACAUAACCGCACUGCGUGUAUAUUGACAAGGAGCGCCAGCCUUGCUUGGACCACCGUAGUUACGUUGGCAACGGGACAAUGAAACGACUGCUUCACCUUUCUAUUUAAAGCUUUCGUGACUGCAGGGAUUCAUCUUCUUGGUUCUUUCGGUAAAGUCACGUAGAAGGGAAAUAAUAAAAUAAAAAUAAAACAUAAUAAAAUAUGUUAAAUUUCGAUUUGAAGCUUUCGUGACUGCAGGGAUUCAUCUUCUUGGUUCUUUCGGUAAAGUCACGUAGAAGGGAAAUCAUAAAAUAAUAACAAUACAACAUAAUAAAAUAAUUAACUUUCGAUUUAAAGCUUUCGUGACUGCAGGGAUUCAUCUUCUUGGUUCUUUCGGUAAAGUCACGUAGAAGGGAAAUAAUAAAAUAAUAAAAAUAAAACAUUAAAUAUGUUUUCUUUUUAUUAUUUAAAAUAAUACAAAUAAAACAUAAUAAAAUAUAUUUUAUUUUUAUUAUUUAAAAUGAUAAAAAUAAAACAUAAUAAAAUAUGUUUUAUUUGUAUUGUUUAAAAUGAUCAAAAUUAAACAUAAUAAAAUAUGUUUUAUUUUUAUUAUUUUAUCAUUUCCCUUCUACGUGACUUUACCGAAAGAACCAAGAAGACUGCUAUAACGCUUUUAUCCUCGAUUAGUAGGGAGUCUCGUAACUACAGGGACAACGUCGCCGCUAAUUUCCUGCCGCUGGGUCGUACCUCGCUCGGGGGGGCGAGGGGGUUUCGCGAUCCGUGUCAAUUUAAUUCUGUAUUGUCAAAGGGCCGUGUUCUCGCUUGUCUUGUUGUUUAUUACACUGGUUACAUAUUC